AUGAACGCCGUGGAUGCGACAGAGCACUACGAAACAAGUGCCAACGACCGCGCCCCCUCCCUCCUUACCAUCGUCCUCGACACAAACCCACACGCCUGGGCCCUCCUCGAGCCCUCCCUCCCGCUUUCCACCGCAAUCGCCAACAUCCUCGUCUUCAUCAACGCCCACCUCGCCUGCAACUACGCCAACGAGGUCGCCGUUGUCGCCUCGCACACGCACAAGGCUACCUGGCUGUACCCCUGCGAGACUCAACACCCGCGCACCACCACCGCAUCCGCACCCGCAUCCGCAGACAAUGACGGCGACGUCGCCAUGGACGACAGCUCCGGCUCCUCUGGCGCAGCCGACGCCCACGUGAACAAGUACCGCCCCUUCCGCAUCGUCGAGGAGCAAGUCUCGCGCAACCUGCGGCGCCUCCUGGGCGCGACGACGGCCACAGACGUGCAGGCGUCCACGACGACCAUGAUGGCGGGCGCGCUGACCCUCGCGCUGAGCCACAUCAACCGGCGCUCGCUUGCGUGGGCGGAGGCGCACGGCGGUGCCGCGGCGACGGGAUCGGCAGGCGCGGCAGAGGGAGCACCGGGCGGUGGUGGGCGGGCGGACGGCGAGGGCGGCGGCGCGGAGGGCCUGCAGUCGCGGAUCCUGAUUAUCUCCGUGAGCAGCUCGACGGACUCGGCGCACCAGUACAUCCCGAUCAUGAACGCCAUCUUUGCUUGUCAGCGGCUUCAUGUCCCCAUCGACGUGUGCAAGCUGAGCGGGGAUGCGGUCUUCCUGCAGCAGGCGUCCGAUGCCACCAAGGGUGUCUACAUGUCGCUUGCGGAGCCUCGUGGUCUGCUGCAGUACCUGAUGAUGGCGUUCCUGCCUGACCAGCGGUCUCGGAGGCAUCUGGUGUUGCCAACGCGGGUGGAUGUGGACUUCCGCGCCGCCUGCUUCUGUCAUCGCCGCGUCGUGGAUAUUGGCUUUGUCUGUUCCAUCUGCUUGAGCAUCUUCUGCGAGCCUCCCGAGAACGGGGGCUGUCUCACGUGUGGUACCCACCUCGAAACGGGCGAUUACGGCGCCAGGCCAGCGGUUGUCGCCCGCAAGAAAAAGAAGAAGAAGAUCCGGGCCAAUGGCGCAUCAGGAACGGCGACUCCGACGUCUACACCUACACCUGGCCCUUGA
Aspergillus clavatus NRRL 1 is the source of this 1161-nucleotide messenger RNA. RefSeq names its product TFIIH/NER complex subunit TFB4. Gene Ontology annotation, biological process: regulation of DNA-templated transcription; nucleotide-excision repair. NCBI's taxonomy places the organism in Eukaryota, Fungi, Ascomycota, Eurotiomycetes, Eurotiales, Aspergillaceae. The coding region runs from base 1 to 1161 and encodes 386 amino acids. The transcript is spliced from 2 exons. Gene Ontology annotation, cellular component: transcription factor TFIIH core complex; transcription factor TFIIH holo complex. The record is from RefSeq and is a predicted model, not a curated record.